Mercenaria mercenaria is the source of this 4955-nucleotide messenger RNA. RefSeq lists its product as uncharacterized. The record is from RefSeq and is a predicted model, not a curated record. The transcript has 2 exons. Lineage: Eukaryota; Metazoa; Mollusca; Bivalvia; Venerida; Veneridae. The coding region runs from base 913 to 1728 and encodes 271 amino acids.
CAAACUUAAGUAACAUCUUGUUUUACACAAUAUGAGGGCUACUGGCUGCACAGCAUUGGGCAAAUUACUGUGACAAUCAGUCUUGUUCGUUAAAAUACAACAAGGCAAAUAUUCAAGUUUAUGUACUUUUAUUGCGGUUACGAGUGCCAAUCGCUGCAUAAAUGUCCCCGAAACACUUUGCAUUUCGUCUAGGCGUUUCGUUGAACCGAAAUGGUGGCAUCGGUCUGUAAUUCUGCUUUGCAUCUACUUCUGUGCUAAAUCUAUCAACAAUGCCAUGAUCUGUAAAUGAUAAGAGCAAAAGUGCAUUGAAGACGAUCCAGUUUGCCCUCUUAUUUCUUAGAACAAAGUUUACGAAUUCGUCUUUCCAUGUGUCUACAGCAUAAUAGUCUAGUAGAACAAGUAGAAUUCUAGUAUCAAUCCUUGACACAACAAUAUCAAAGUUCACCACUGGAUUCGACAAGUCCACUACGAACUGUUUGUGAUAUUGCUCAAUGUCCCCUUCUUUCAGAAAUCCGUCAAGUUGCUCUCGCAGGUACUGUUCAUGACAUUCCCCGAGCGACAAUAUCUUCUCUGUCUUAUUGUAUAUAUCGUUGUGCGUUAACAGCAUGUCGAGAGUUUGAGACCUCUGUCUCAGUGUUUCGAUGCUGAAAACUUUCACCUUCAUCUUCUGGAAUUUAUAAGCUGUAUGAUAGUUUGUAAGCGUGUUGACAGUAUGAUUGCAUUCGAUAGAAUGAAGCUCGAUGGUCUAUUUCCCUGGUACUGUACCGAAAAAUAACUUUUUCAAUCAAUCUACUUUCUGAUUGGUUAAUACAAAGUAGGCGUGGUUUAAAUGCGACAUUCUGAUUGGUCAAAACAUUUUGAGCUAGAUAUGGCGUGCGCGGAUGGUUUUAACUCUCAUUCUGUAUCAGAAAGAUGAACAGAGCAGCCGCAAAUUUACUUAGCUCAUUCAUGACGAAGAGCCGUCAACAAGCAAUGGAAACAUUUGUUGUAUACAAACGAAGAGGCCUUAUUAGAAGAGCUCAGAACUUGAUCGAAAACAUCGAUAAUGUCGUUACAUGUAUCAACUUGGAUCGUGGUCGAGACCCUUCCUUGUUCAAGAGUAGCAUGUCGGCGCUAUCCAAACUGAACUUGUGGGAAAACGAGAUCAGAGAGGCAACGAAUGACAAAGAUAUGCCGGACAUCAUAUCGGCUGCGAGGUUUCUCUUGGAGAACCAAGGCUUGCUGAUGGAUGAAAUUGACAAUAGCGACAGAGCAAAGAGACAGUUGCUUCCGACAGAUAUUAUCGCAAUAGAAAGUGAUGAAGAAGAAGAAGAUGAUGAUGAUCUACCAGAUAUAAUUAGUCCGACUUUAAUGAGAACACCUACGUGUACUUUGAAGUCAAAACGUCCCGUAAAAGGCAUCAAAGGACUGCAUAGGCUGAAACCGUACUCAAGGCCUACAUCAACGGUUACAAGUGCAAGCAGCACAAGCAGUACAUUGUCAGAAACGGCGUGGGAAAAGAGGGAAAAUGAGAUGCUGGUGGCUCAUCAGAGAGAACUGUCUAAAGCUAAGCAAGAGGCAAGGGACGAACUGUUAUUAUGCAUAAUAUGUCUGUCAGCCGAGAAAGAUCACACACUAGUACCUUGCGGACACACCUUUUGCAAAGACUGUUCACAUAAGGCUAAGGGAAAGUGCUUCUUUUGCAUGGCCAAAGUAAAAUCGUGUGUAAAAAUGAGACUGACAGACUAAAUGACUGACAGAUGCUAUUCCUUCUUGUCUUAUCAUGAUGGCAAUAAAAUACUAACAUAUCACUUUGCUUUGUUUUUACUAAUUCUGAAAUUCAGGUUUAACCACUACUCUCUACACUUAUCAUGAUACUAUGCGAUCUCAAACUUGAGACUUAUAAUUUGAUCUCAGAGUAGACAAUUGACCAUCAGUUUGAAAUACUUUCAUUAACAGUAUACUAGCAUGUAGUAAAAAGUCACUAUGAUUUCGCUCUUCAGAAUUUAGUGAAAAGAUACAUUAUGAAAAACCAAAUGCAUUUAUCAGUUCAUGCUGGAUAUUUGUAUGCCUUAACAGAAGGACUUGUUUGUGCAAACUUGGCGUUACAAGCCUUUUACAUGAAUACCUUCGAAAAUGACCAUUGCUUUUGCUUUACAAUUAAAUCAUGUCGAUUAGGAUAUAGCUUUUCUUAAUUAGGCAUCUGUGCUCUUUGGCAUGUAAAAAUAUUGUGUCCAAAUUACAAGCUUGAAUUGACAUUUCGUUUUUCAAUAUUAAGCUAAUCGGACAUCGGCCUGAGGUAUUAGCCGACGUAUUCGUUCAGCAUUGCAAUAUGACAAAAUAAGGUACCAAAUUUCUUUGACUCUGCAUUUGUCCAGACUUGUCACUGGCAUGUUUCGAGACCACUGUGACAUAAGAGAAACUCUUGAUCACAGGGUUUCGAAAGAUGGUCGCAUUAAAAGAAAUUUGGGAUAGAGUGCCAAAUAGAGAAGAAGUAUUUUGAAUUUUGAACGAUCGGUAUCUCUGCCAGACAUUGUCAUGCUUGUCCCCGAACACCUAUCACUACACUCGGAUGAAAGGGCUGUUCAAAGGUGAUAGCGAGCGUCUCAAUAGAGAAGUGUAGCUCUUCCAAUGAACGUGGAACGCACAUGUUAUAUCUGGCAGACAAUCAUAGCAAUGAUGGGCCAAGUAAUUCCCUGUACUAGCGUCAUUGCCUACUGAGCACAGAGUCGGGCUUUAGCCAUCAUUAACGCUUGACCCACGCUGAUCGUUUGAAUGCCAAAUAGCGAGUGUGUGUGAAAAGAAGUAAGACAGAGGAAGAAGUAGAAGCCAAAUUCGCAUUCAAAUUGACCAGAUCGGUAUAUUCGCAAGACAUUGGCAUGCCAGUCCCCGAACACCUUUCGCUACACUUGGACGAAAGGGCUGUUAGUAGGUGAUAGCGAGCAUCUCAAUAGAGAAGUGUAGCUCUUCCUAAAAACGUGGCACUGACAUGCUAUGAAAUGCAAACAAUCAUCGCGAUGACGGGCAAACUAAUUCCCCGCACCGGCUUCAUUGCCUACCAAGUGCGGAGUCGGGCCGAAGCCAGCAUUGACAGUUUACCCGCGCCGAUCUAUGAAAAGUCAAUCUGAAUGAGAACUUUCGGUUGCCGUUCGGUCCAUUAGUGUUUUUGAUUUUGAUUGUUUGAAAAUAAGAUAAAGAGAUUUGUGUUUGCCAAAGUUUUGAAAUUUCGACAUGACAUACACCAGAGUCGGGCUUAAAAAUUAUGUUUUUUGUACUAGGAUGGCGUUGCAAGCUUGUCAUAAGUAGGCACCCUUUGGCAUACAGAGCUGGUUUGUAUACCCGAUCUAGCAAUCUUAGCGGACAUCAAAAGACCAGAUCCUGUCACUAGACGGGGAGAUUCCUACUUUACCAAGCUUGUAACGCCUCGUGAUGGCCAAAGGCGGUUCCUUAUGCUACUGCACAUCACCCUACCAUAGCAUAAAGUUGGUCUAACGACACCUCCAUACCUUUGGCUGUCCUUUUUUGUUUUGCCUAAACUUAGCCCAACUCUAGCGAUAUCGGUUGCCGUUCGGUCCAUUAGCAUUAGUAAUUUUGAUUUUUGUUUUUUGAAGAGCAAGAGAAGAGAGAAAAAGGUUGCAUCGUUUUAUGUGCAGCUGUUAAAUGCCAAAUAAGCUGUACACUUGAUACAACAUUGAAUUUGAAGCUUUGAUUUUUUUCAAUUACAAGUAAGAUCUUAUGUUUGCCAAAGUUCAUAAAUUUUGAUGUCACUUAUGUUAUCAUGUAGCAGUGUGAGCAAGCCAAGAGUCGUUUUCUUGAAUUAAGCUAAACAAGUAAGGAUAUGAAAACGCCCCUUGCCGUACUCCACCACCAAUGAUAAAAAGUGACAAAGCCCUGUGGAGAGAAACACAUUCAAUAGCUACAAUAAGUUGUGCACAACUUUAAGACUUAACAACUAACAUCUAAGACAUAACUAGCAAAUAUUCUUAUACUAAGGUUGCAAAGGUCCCGUCGCUCUCGUUUCAAACAACUUGUCAUUGCUCCUAACAUGCAAAAAAGCUGAAGGAAAAAAAUGUGGUUCGUUAAUUGGCUAUCGCAUUUUCUGGCGAUCUGCAAAAGCACUGAACGAUCAACAGGUGACCAUGUCUACCGUCAAUAUCGGAAAGCAGCAUCAACAUGAUGCAAGACUCAAACAGUAGACACUCAGACGACCUCGAGAGUAAGUAUAUCAACUCGAGUGUCAUUUCAAUCAAGAGAGAACUCCAGCUGUCUUAGGCUGGAAAGAUAUUCGCCACUAUUGCGGGGACAGGAGCUCAACCGUCUUUCCUUUGUCGGUAUAGCGAGUCUCCUCACCCUAAGUGGUUACGCCGAACACUGGACAUUCUCAAUUGAUCGAAACCCCGGAUCAAGUUCUAGCCGAACCAAGACUUGGCAUCGCUAUGCCAAUGUGCGUUGCCAGUCUUAUGACCUAACCAAGUCCUAACAUAUGCAUUUCGAGAGCGACGCGACUUUGCCAUAGUACUCACCCCAGGCAUUCUUCAUCUGUCUUGUACUGCACAUACCACGAAUAACACUUUCAAAUCCAUACUUGAACAUUUUAACACAAGAAAAAAUUUAAAAAAAAACUGACGCGGAAACACCUUGAAAUUUUGGUGAAAUCCGCCCGACCAACUGAACAACUGAGCUUGUGCAGCCGCUUUUAAAGGCUCGCCUGCCGAAAAAUAACAAACUGUGACGUCACGAACGAUUUGAUUGGCUGAUAGCUUUAAAAUUAGUUUUGUCCCACAGGACGAGUCUACACAAAAAGUAACUAGCCAAUCAGCGUCGAGCAUUUUUUCCUCAAGUUUUAAGUGGUCACAUGACCAAUUGUACAGCCGUCGAGAGCAGACGUGUUUUUGCAUUGCUCUCGCUAGUUGUGUGACAACAUGAAAUGGUUUGAUCUGGCAAAGAUUGACAUAGUCCUAGGUCCCAAAGUAUGU